AUGUCCGCUGAAGGUCAAGAAGAAUUAUUAGACUACUCCGAUUCCGAAGAAAUCGCCGUUCCAUCCACAACCGCCCCAUCUGCUGGUGCAGAUGGUGAAGCCACCAACGACAAAGAAGCCGACAAAAAGGGUUCUUAUGUUGGUAUCCACGCCACUGGUUUCAGAGACUUUUUAUUAAAGCCUGAAUUAUUAAGAGCUAUCGGAGAUUGUGGUUUUGAACAUCCAUCUGAAGUCCAACAAGUUUGUAUCCCUCAAUCCAUUUUAGGUACCGAUGUCUUGUGUCAAGCCAAGUCAGGUUUGGGUAAGACUGCCGUCUUCGUCUUGUCCACUUUGCAACAAUUAGACCCAGUUCCAGGUGAAAUCUCCACUUUGGUUAUCUGUCACACCAGAGAAUUGGCCUACCAAAUCAGAAAUGAAUAUUCCAGAUUUUCUAAGUAUAUGCCAGAUGUUAAGACCGAAGUCUUCUACGGUGGUAUUCCAAUUGCAAGAGAUUUGGAAAAGUUAAAGAACAAGGAUACUUGUCCACACAUUGUAGUUGCCACUCCAGGUAGAUUACACGCUUUAGUUAAAGAAAAGGCUAUCAGAUUAAACAACUUGAAGUCCUUUGUCAUUGAUGAAUGUGACAAGGUCUUAGAAGCUGUUGACAUGAGAAGAGAUGUUCAAGAUGUCUUCAGAGCUACUCCAUUACAAAAGCAAGUUAUGAUGUUUUCAGCUACCUUAUCUCAAGAAAUUAGGCCUGUUUGUAAGAAGUUUAUGCAAAACCCAUUAGAAAUUUACGUUGACGAUGAAGCCAAAUUAACUUUACACGGUUUACAACAAUACUACAUCAAAUUGGACGAAAAGGAAAAGAACAGAAAGUUAUCCGAUUUGUUAGAUUCUUUGGAAUUCAACCAAGUUAUUAUUUUCGUAAAAUCUACCCAAAGAGCCAAUGAAUUGAAUAAGUUGUUAUGCUCUUGCAAUUUCCCAUCCAUUGCUGUCCACUCUGGAUUGAACCAAGAGGAAAGAAUUGAAAGAUAUAAGUCUUUCAAGGAAUUCAACAAGAGAAUUUGUGUUUCUACCGAUGUCUUUGGUAGAGGUAUUGAUAUCGAAAGAAUUAACUUGGCCAUUAACUACGAUUUGCCAAAUGAAGCUGAUCAAUACUUACACAGAGUCGGUAGAGCUGGUAGAUUUGGUACCAAGGGUUUAGCCAUUUCUUUAGUUUCCACCAAGGAAGACGAAGAAGUGUUAGAAAAGAUUCAAUCUAGAUUCGACGUUAAGAUUGCAGACUUCCCAGAAGAAGGUAUUGAUCCAUCUACCUACAUGAACACUUAA
This is a messenger RNA of Dujonia railenensis, 1311 nucleotides long. Lineage: Eukaryota; Fungi; Ascomycota; Pichiomycetes; Serinales; Debaryomycetaceae. The record is from the annotation of a GenBank genome assembly.